AUGGAUGGCAUCGUAUGGAUCAGCUGUGCUAUCGUGACGUUCGUCGGUGCGGCCUUCUCGGCGGGGGGAGGCAUCGGCGGCGGGGCCAUCUACAUCCCCACUUAUAUGGUCAUCUUCGGGACGGCGCAUUUGGCGGUGCCGCUGAGCAAGGUGACCAUAUUCGGGCUGGCGCUGGCCUCCAACUUGUUCAAUGUGCAUCAGAGGCACCCGAAGAGGGACAGGUGAGAGAGGGAGGGAAAGAAAUGGUCCUGAUGCACUGUGUGUGUGGUGUGCCUGUUUGUGUGCCAGGCCGUUGAUCAACUACGAGAUGUGUAUCAUGCUGGAGCCUGCAACUCUCAUCGGUGCGUCAGCAUUGCCGGCCUUCCUGCAUUUACUCUGGAUGGGUGCUGUAGGUGCGAUGAUCGGCGUCUACCUGAACGUGGUGAUGACGUCGAUCGAGAUCCUCGGCUGCCUCGUGGUGGUCCUCUCCAUCACUUCCUACAAGACCUUUGUCAAGGGCGUCAAGCAGUACCGGCAGGAGUCCCUCACACACACACGGAUACCCCACACAGAACUGCCGGCCAUCGCCGUCCACCCACACACGCAAGACACUAUGAGGACUGACCAGGCCGACCAGCCAGAAGACACACAAGACCGAGAGGGAGGCAAGAUGCCCCUGAUUGUGACGUCGACCGACCCCCUGCUGGCCUCCCUCCCUCCCAGCCAUGGCGGCCAUGGCGACGUUUCCCCCGCCGGCGUGAGCACCGGCAUGCCCAGCGACACCUCCCCCCUCUCUCUGCGCAUGGCAGACGUCAAGACACCAGGCGGCAGAAGCCACCAAGUACAACAGCAAGAGCACCAGGAGAGUGAGAAAGCGGCUCUGCUGCCGCGAGGGAGAGAGGGACAGGGGGAGGAGGGGAGGGGUCGGCAGCCGCUGGAGAUAGAAGAGGAAGUUGGUGACGAGAAGAACACAGACGAGGUGCGGCGGUACCACAGGUGGGAUGCGUGUGUGCCGUGGGGGUGGCUGGGUGUGCUGGUGGUGUGCUGGGCCGUCAACUGCGCGGCACUCGUCUAUGCGGGCGGGCCGACCGGCAUUCUCUGCGGUCAGUGAGGCAGCAAGGCAGAGAAAGGGAAAUGGGAUUAUGUGUGUUGUGUUGUGCAGGCGAUUUGCUGCAGAAGAUUGCUCUGUUGACACUGAUUGUGGUGCUGGCGUCGUUCACAUUAUGGUUCCGCCAAGUGCUGCUCGCAUACAGAGUGGGUGGGAAGGAGCAUGUGCACCGCCACCUUGCUCAUCGUUUCUCUAUCUGUCUGUCUGUCGAUCGAUCAGCGUGACCGUGAGGUGUGCGGCUUCCACACACACGCCAUCGACGAGGGCGGAUUCGGAUGGAUCACCGCCAGAAACACACGUACCUUUGCACACACACACACGAUGCCUUCACUCCAUCCAUCCAUCCUGUUGCUGUGUCAGUGGUGUACCCGUUUUGGUCGAUGGUGGCUGGCGUGGCGGCGGGGUGCCUCGGUAGGCAUCUAUGUGUUUGUUGGUGUGUUGGGGGUGCUCGGUGGUCAUUCAUGCCGUCAGUGCAGUGAGGAUGUGACCUUAUCGCAAGCAGCGACUGGCCUGUCUGUCUUGCUGGCCGUCGCGAUGAGCUUUGCAAAAUUCCAAUUGAUACUUCUGAACCAAAGAGGCAGACAGACAGACAGACAGCAUAGCUGCCCAUUUCAUUGUCCAUGGCCAGAUUUGUUUGCUGUGUGUGUGUGUGUGUGUGUGUGCAGGUAUUGGUGGUGGUCUUGUGAAGGGCCCCUUGAUGCUUGAGAUAGGUAACUGGGAGAGAGAGAGAGAGAGAGAGAGAGAGCGACGACGCAGUUCGUUCAUUCGCACGUUGGUCUCUCUCAGGUCUGCUCCCCCACUCGGCCGUCGUCUCGUGAGCAACACGCCACUCCUACACACACACACACACACACACAGGCGUGUGUGUGUGUGGUGCAGUGCGACGUUCAUGAUCCUGUUCACCUCGUCGAGCACCUCGCUGCAAUUCGGCCUCAUGGGUGGGUCGGUGGACAACCAACCAACCAAACAAACCAUACGCUCAUUCUGGCAUUCUGUCAUUGUCGUGAUGCGUGUCACACAGGCCGCCUCGAGAUUGUUUCGUCCCUCAUCUUCUCGCUGUGCGCCUUCUGCGGAGCGGUGAGCGGACAAACAGCCAACCAGCCCAAAAGAGCUGUGUGUUUGUCACACCAAUCAGCUGGUGGGGGUCAAGCUGGUGUCUGCCGCCGUGCGGCGGUUCAAGCACGGCCAAUCGGGGGUCACCUUCCUCCUCGGCACACUCAUCCUUGUUAGGUAACCCCACCAACCCCUCACACACACACACGAAAUGGCUGAAUGCUCUCCCUCUCUCUCUCUCUCUCUGUGUGUGUGUGUGUGUCAGUAUGUGUUGCAUGGUGGGUGUGAGCAUCCACGAGGAGCUGCACGGGGUGAGGAAGCGGCCGCCCUUCUCUGUGAAGAACCUGUGUGAGGCCCUGCACAAACACCCACAGACCCCCGAGCUGCCACAGAUGUUCUCCUGGCACAAGUGGCAGAAAUGGCACCACUGACUUACGAACAGAGAG
This is a messenger RNA of Vitrella brassicaformis, 2586 nucleotides long. The record is from the annotation of a GenBank genome assembly. NCBI's taxonomy places the organism in Eukaryota, Vitrellaceae.